AGGUGAAGCGCAGUGUAGCGGUAGGGAAGUGGAGUGGAGCCUGCACGAACUUCGCUCGAGAUAAUACGAACUCAGGUCACCUGAUCAAAGUGCCUGGAUCAUGUGACAACCCAACAGUGUUAUUUCCGUGUUACAUGUACGCCGCGUCCUUGCAACUGAUAGUCUAUUUUCAUUUUCACCUUUUGUUUGUAGUCGAUCGCAAGCAUAUAUGAAUAUUGAAUAAACUUAUCAAUCAUCUCCAAACCACUUAGACUUUGUUUUUUUAUCAAGAACUGCCGGGUUGACUGUUGCUGAUGUGGCGAUAAAACUUCUUGGGAGAAAUCGAGGUCGAACAGCAAGCUAACUAAAUUAAAUAAGUGAGGUCGGAUUGCAAUUGCAUUGGCAUUGCCUUCAUUAGAUUAGGUCAUGUCCGAAUUUGCAUGAGAUGUGAUUUGUGAGACCAGCUCAGCUGAAUUUGAAGGAGGCAUCAAUAACAUCAAUAACUUUGUAACAACUGUUGAGCUGAGAAAGUUGAAAAUACCAGUAGAGAAAAUGGAUUCUCAGUUUUCUCACACAUUGAUAGCAUCGUUUACAUCAUGCAUUUUGUUUGUUUUAGUAUCUCUACAAGGUUCUAACACAGCAUACUUGGGUCAAAAGAAUUCAUUAAAUUUCCUGGUACUCGCUGACUGGGGAGGGCAGCCAAAUUUUCCAUUCUAUACGACCUGCGAAGAGUAUGUUGCCAAACAGAUGGGAGACCUCGCAUCAAAUUAUGCAACCCAGUUUGUCCUUGCUCUUGGAGACAACUUCUACUAUGAUGGAGUUCAGAACGUUACCGAUCCUCGAUUCAAUGAAACAUUUGAAAAUGUCUUCACAGCAGAUUCCCUUCAGGUUCCAUGGUACGUAGUUGCGGGGAACCAUGACUGGCAUGGCAAUGUUACGGCUCAGAUACUUUACUCCAAUAUGUCCAAGAGAUGGAACUUUCCGUCAUUAUAUUACCUGGUGCGCUAUCAGAUCCCUUCGACUCAAGAAAUGGUUUCUUUCAUCAUGAUUGACACUGUCACGCUGUCUGGCACCACAGAUGACUUCAACGUCCUGCAGCAACCAACAAAGCCCAAAGACCUUUUCCUUGUCGAAAAGCAGUUUUCCUGGAUUGAGGAUCAGUUGAAGGCAACUAUGAACGACACCUAUGUCAUUGUUGCAGGGCAUUACCCUGUGUGGUCAAUUGCAGAGCAUGGACCAACAGAGUUGCUUGUUGACCGUCUGCGCCCAUUGCUGAUCAAGUACAAUGUGAACGCCUACUUCAGCGGUCAUGACCACAACCUGCAACAUAUCAGGGAAGACAACUCGUCUGUAGAAUACUUCGUGAUUGGAUCAGCACACGAGGUUGAUCCUUCCGUGGCUCACAAGAAGGAUGUGCCAGCAAACUGGGUGAAGUUCCAUUAUGCUGAUGAGUCUAGCCUUGGAGGGUUUGCGUACAUGGAAGCAACAACAUCUGGAAUGGACUUCACAUUUGCUGACGGAAGAGCUGGUAAAAGCCUUUACCAUGCAACCAUCAAACCUCGAAAGAUGUGAAAUGUUUUCCUAUGAGGAUUGUAUCUUUCAUUGUCAUGCUUUCAAAUUGAGGGUCAGGUUUUAUUUUGAUAGUGUUUUCCUUGUGUCAUCUACUGAUUUUUGAAAAAAAAAAGUGCAAAGUCACUGAGUAAAUAAACAAUAAUUGUUUAAAUAAAUUUUGAUUGGAAGAUAUGUUUUGUUGAAUAUGGUCCAUUUUAUAGCCUUACAUGUAUGCAUAUCGAUUACAAAUGUAUUAUGAGAUGUUUAUUCUAUUUCUUUGCUUCUUGAGUGUUUAUGUACAUCCAUGUACUGACUUUCAGAAAAGAGAUGUAACAAUUGUGUGUUUUCAUGUUUUUAUUUUCAAUAACAUUUAAAAGGAUACUAUGUUGCCAAAACCUUCAGUUCCCGUCCAUCACAUAGUCUAGUGCUGGCAGCCUGAUGUGGAAAACUUGAUGUGUUCUAAAUAUCUAAGAUGAAGUGAUGUUCAUUUACCUGACAGUUUUACCCUUUACCAUCCCCUCCCAGUGAUUUGUCUUUGGACUCUAGGAAUCUCCAAAAUAAUGGAGGGAUCAGCUGGGGAGGGGGGGGGGGAGAUAUAAUGAAGAGAAUGUGCACAUACAUGUAUGUAUGUUGACCAGGUCUUGGUUUAUCCGGGCAAGGCUGGUCAAAUUGUCAGACUACAUACUCUACAUUAUUUCAACUACAUGUGAUGAUUGGAUCUAGAUUAUAGAUUUUUAAUUUCAUUAAAAAAAUUGAAGUUGUUCUAUGCCAGCCUACUUGUACUAGUUAACAAUAUACCUGUAUAUGUAAAAAAAAAACAAUCAAACUGUUUACCAAUGAUAGUGCAGUAACAUUGUACUUAGUUGUUUUGUACAACAUUAACUAAGUAAAAAUGUUAACUUUUUUAUAAGGAAAUGGUUUUCAUAAAUACAUUCCAUUCAUUGCUUAUUCAUGAUGAGAUUAAUGUGUUCAUAUCAUGUUAUGAAUGACAUUCAUAAGAUCAUAGGCAAGGUUAUGUGUUCAUUUAUCUCUCAUUUUUACUUAAAUUAUGUUCAAUAAAAUUAUACUCCUAUCUUUGUCAGUUCUAGUGAACUUAUGCAAAUCUGAUAUACAAGUUAGGAUCUUUCCAGUUUUAUAAUUUUUUUAUAUAAAAUGGAUUUGAUUUCAUGUGAAUAAUCAUGCACAUCUACGGUACAUAAAUUUACAGAGAGUAACACAAAUGAUCAUAAUAUUAUUGUUGAUACUACAGGAUCUCAUAACAUAAUCAUAAUUUGGAUUAAUGAAAUAUAAAUUGCAAAUGUAAAUCUUAGAUCAUCCUGUACUUGCACGUUAAGAUACUUUAACUUCAAGUAUGAGAGAGUUAAAACAAGUUUAAAUGCUUUGUGGUUGCUAAUGCUAUUAAACCAAAUUUUCAAAGGAAUUUUAUUUCUAGAAAGUUUAUAGUUUGCCAUGUAAUUGAUGUGACGCCUCAACCAUAAAAAUAGCAAGGAAUAACAAAUUUGUUUGUUUGUUUCAUUAAAGGUCAAGUCCAUCCCAAAAAAAUGUUGAUUUGAAUAAAUAGAGAAAAUCAAACAAGCAUAAUGCUGAAAUUUUCAUCAAAUUCGGACGUAAAAUAAGAAAGUUACAUGGCAUUUUUAUGUUUCGCUUAUUUUGCACAAAACAGUGGUAUGUACAACUCAGUGACAUGCAAAUGAGAGAGACGAUGAUGUCCCUCACUAUUUCUUUUUUAUUGUUUGAAUUAUACAAUAUCUCAUUUUUUUUUACAGAUUUGACGAUAAUGACCAACUUGACUGAAUCAUAUAGUAUUAAACAAUGCUACAUCCACAUGUUCAGGGAGGAAUUUAAUUCAAUUGUUGUUUCACUGGACAAUGAGGAGAAAAUUAGAAUAUUUCAUAUUUCAUAUAAUAAAAUACAAAAGAAAUAGUGAGUGGAUGACAUCAUCAGUCUCCUCAUUUGCAUGCCGACCAGGAUGUGCAUAUAACUGUUUUGUGAAAUUAAGCGGAAACUUUCAAAUAUCAUAACUUCUUAUUUUGCAUCCAAUUUUGAUGAAAUUUUCAGUGUUAUGCUUUUUAGAUUUUUCUCUUUUUAUUCAAAUCAAGUGUAUGUUGGGGUGGACUUAUCCUUUAAAGUUGGAGGUUGUACAUGCAGGCUUUUAAAAAGGUGUCAUUCUUAUUUAAUUUUAAAAUGUUAAUUUCCAGUGUUAUUUCUCUCAGACACAAUAACUAAUUGGUUUUUUUUAUUGUGUAACCAUGUUGUUCUAUUGUUUCUUAAACAAUUCUAGUGACAAUGGUUGACUUUGACAUGAUUUCCGAUUACAUUCAAUAUAACCUUUACCUGACUUCAUUUAAGUUUAGCUUUUCACUUUUUAAGAAAUUGGAAGAUCACCCUCUUAAGUUACUUUUCUGAUAUCAUCAAAAUAAAGAAGCAUCUUAGUUCCGUUUAAAGAUUGAUUUAUGUCAAAACAUUGUAUUUGUCUAAAUAAUGUUCUGUUUGUAUUCUAAACAAAAUUUGAAUUUGCUUAAUUAUAUCUUGCUAUUUCAUAUUUUUUUUGUAUAAUGUAAGUCAACUGUUAUUUCACUGCAGAAGGAUUUUCUUAUUUUCCUACAUUCGCUGAAAGAAUUACCCACGUAACUAAAUUUGUUUAUCAGAGCUAUCUACAUGUACAAAUUACUGAAAUUUGAAGCUUCUUUCAUUUAGUUUGUAUUUUUUGGUUUCACUUUCUGAAAUAUUAUUUACUUUAUUUUAAACAUUCAUUUUCCUAGUAUGCAAUAUGAACGUCUAAAACCAUGCAUACUCCCAAGUUUGAACAUGAUAAUAAAAAAAAAUAUUUUUGUUUAUAUGACACCUAAAAAUAGAUUUAAGUACCACUUAGAGACAUGUUUUGUGAUAACCACUAUACAAAUAAUGUUAAUUAUUUGUGAUAAUGUUAAUUUAUGAUAAAGUUCAUUGUUAUAGUGUUCAUUGUGAUAAUGAUAAUUGUGAUAACCACUAUACAAAUAAUAUUAAUUAUCAUCCUUGUCAUUUGAAAUUUAUGAAUAUGCUCAAAUAGCUUUGUUAUUAUUGAUAAGAUUCCUGUUAAAAACUCUAUGCAGUCUAUGUGUUAUAUAUUCUAUGCAAAAAGAAUAAUAUUUUGAAAUUAUUAUAUGUAUGAUCCUUGCAAAUUAUGACAUUUUCAUGAUUGCAGACAAACUGAGUACUUUCUUUGUACUAUGUUAAGAGUCUUAUGAUUCCUAUAAUAAAAUCAUAUCAUCACCAUAGUACGUAAUGAUCAUA
Lytechinus pictus (painted urchin) is the source of this 4803-nucleotide messenger RNA. RefSeq names its product tartrate-resistant acid phosphatase type 5-like. Lineage: Eukaryota; Metazoa; Echinodermata; Echinoidea; Temnopleuroida; Toxopneustidae. Gene Ontology annotation, molecular function: ferrous iron binding; acid phosphatase activity; ferric iron binding. The transcript is spliced from 2 exons. The coding region runs from base 532 to 1551 and encodes 339 amino acids. Gene Ontology annotation, biological process: bone resorption. The record is from RefSeq and is a predicted model, not a curated record.